CUCCCGGCGUGCAGCGCAGGGGCCUGGCGGUGGAAGGAGCCGAGGUGGGGGAGAAAGCGAGGGCAUGAACAGAUGCACCACAGACACCCACCAAUCUGAAGAGCAAGGUAUCUUCCUUCCUCCGGCUGUCAAAUCCAUACCUAUCUCGGUGCUGAAGCAGAAUGGGCUCCUGCAGGCUCUGGCAGAGGGACCCAAUGGGCGCACAGAAGCUGAUCCUAGCGCAGAGUUGCUGCAAGCCCAGGAAGAAUGGGAGGCCGUGGAAAGUCUCCAGUCAGGGAUCGUGGGGACGUCUGCAGGUCACGUGCCCCUGAUUGCCUUCAAUGAAGCACUGCAGUAUUUCCAGACAGCUGACCUGUCAGAGUGCAGGAAAAAGAUCCAGACGACAGUGCAAAGGCGAGGGCUGUCUGCUGUGGCUCACUUCUUCUUCGGCCCCCCGCGGCUCCAUCAGCAGCUGCAAGGCGAGCGGGAUCUGGCCCUGGUGAUAGCCCAGUGUGGCUUGGAUAAUAAUGAGAAAGUGCACAUGAGGAUCCUGCAGACCAUCUACAAGAAACUAACAGGCUCCAGAUUCGAUUGUCCCCGUUACGGAGCCCACUGGGAAGAGCUGGGCUUUCAAGGUCUGGAUCCUGGGACAGACCUUCGUGGGACUGGAUUGCUCGGGUUAAUGCAAAUUCUGUAUUUUGUAAUGGACUCUCGGACAUUACCCCUCGCUCGAGAUGUUUUCAAGCUGUCCCAGCAUGAAUCACAGAAUUUCCCUUUCUGUGUCAUGUCUAUAAAUAUCACUCGCAUCGUGAUCCAGGCCCUGAGGGAAGAACAUCUUUCUCGAGAGUGUAACCGCAGACAGCAGGUCAUCGCGGUGCUGAAUGAUUUGUAUGUGGCCACCUCCCUGCGCCUCUACGUCAUCUGGAAAACACAACAGAAAACAAUUUCUGACUCUGGCUUCGUUCUAAAAGAACUGGAGGCAUUUGCCAAAAAGAAACCGAAGCAGCUUCUGAGAUAUUUGGAGAUCUACAUGAGUGGGAGAGCUGUGUCAGUAAUAGAUGGUGGUUUUCAACACCCUUCUCCCUCCUCCGGCGUACACAGUCCCGACCUCAACUCUGCCGUCGGCAACAGCAGCAAAGAGAUAAACUUCACGGGAGUGUGCGACCCGCAGGUUGAGAUGGAAGGAGAGGCCCGGCUGAUCUGAAACCAAGGCAACACCGCAGGCUUGGAAGAUUCUUGUAAGACACUGACAGAUGCUCCCGUUGGCAGAGCUCAUUAGUGGCUGCUAGUCCCCUGCCAGUCUGUUCACAGUCACUUGUGAAGGGGUGGGAGGUCUGAGAUGGUUCUAAAGCAAGCGCAGCGUCCGAGCCGUUAGGCCAGAUGUAGUGGGACACACCGGGGACAGUUGGUGGAGUUUGCAAUGGAGACCUAGACACCCUGCUUCAUUGUAGAUGCUGUAAUGGGUGGUAGCAAACGGUCCCCAUCCGUAGCGGGCUUUUGCCCUGAAUCCACUGAAGUGUGGAUUGACUGGGAGGCCCUUGUACAUACUGAGAAUAAAAAGCUGCUUCAGUUCUCAAGGGUUUCAAUUCGUGAGAGGUGUUAAGAAGCCCAAGCUAUUGUUGCUGAGCCCUGAGGGAGGUGAGCAAUCCAAGCAAACUGCAGGCCUGAAUUCCCUUCAGCUAGGAUUCUCCCAGGGGGAGUUAGCAAGCGGGUAGGAGAUGUAAAGCUGGCGAGGUGUUUGUUUUAUUCCAGCCAUCGGGCACCCACUGAGAAUGUGGCUCACGGUUUGUAUGGGAUCAUCAGUGUUAAGCACUAGACAUGCUGGAAUUGGGGUCCGUCUGUCUUUCAUGGGCACUUCUGUGCUGCCAUUGCUGUACCAUCCGAGCACCUCACGAUAUUUAAUGUAUUUGUGCUCACGCCCCCCAUCAGGCUGGGCAAUGCUGUUGUCCCUGUCUUACAGAUGGGACCUGAGGCCCAGAGAGACUUGUGACAUGCCCAGGGUCACACAGCAAGUCUGUGGCAGAGCAGGGGAUGGAACCCAGUCUCUGGAGUCCAAGGGUAUUAUCCCAAUCACUGCACAGUAAGGUCCCGCUGUAUAUGCCAGUGAAAUGUUCUCCCUUGUAGUACGUUGUGUAAUGUGGUGGCUGAACAGUUCAAGCCCCCUGCGGCUUGGGCUUCCCUACUCCAGGUUAAUGCCGUUCUUAUCGUCCCUGCUUCUCAUUCUGUGCAUCUGCUCAGGAGUCUUCAGCCAGAGUCUCAGUAAAGAAUGACGAGCUUUACUGAAACUCGGAAUGGGCAAGAUCUGUCUGGGUUAGGGCCUGAGGGAACAGUAGUGAGACGCAGAUCCCUGGCUUCCAGCAUUGCCACCAGCUAUCAAUUCAGACGCUCCUGACUCUAGAGCAAAGUUCAGGAGAGAAGUGGUCAUUCAGGUACAUGGCAUCCACCUGGAUAGCUGCGGGUGGGAGCUCUGGCCUACUACUAAUAAUAAUUAACCAGCGGAACAGCUUCCCAGGGGCCCUGAUACCCUAUGUCUUCCUAAAAGUUUCGGGGUGCCAUUCUGGGUGGUGGAGGCACAUGGCUGAAGGCACAGUCCAAGGGAGGGGUGGGGGAAGGGAGAUAGCUCGGUGCCAGCUCUGCCGUUCUGGGCUGCUCCAGUGGCCAAAAUGGUCUCUGCAGUCACAGCAAUCGGCAGUAGCUCACAUUUGCAGCCCAAGAUCCUGUUGUGUUGGAGACCUGCCUUCCUCUCCUCCCCAGCCCUGUUCCCAACAGGCUAGGGAAGGAAGGGGAGCAGCUUACGGUAGUGCUGCACUGGGGAAGUUCUUCCAUGGUGUGUUACGCUCUUGGAGCAGCAGGUAGAGUCCGAACCUGCCGUAGGCUGCAGUUCAACCCCAAGUUAGCACAGCAGGGAAGAAUAGUCCCCUCUGCUGCAGGCGUGGCCGGGUGAGGGUCUCUGGCUAAGAGGUCCACUGGCUAUGAGAGGGCUCCCAGCUAGCCUGAACUCUAUGAAAAGGCCAGUUAGAACGAGCAGCUUAUUGUAACAGAUGCACUUUGCAGCAUAGGCAGGGAGAUGAAGUGGUCCAGACUUUGUGAUCCUGCAGGGUGCAGGGCAUGUUCCUUAGGGGAUGCAUCCCCUGAGUGGCAGAGGAAGUAGUUUGCUUUCAUAGUCGCCUGGUGCUUUAUGAGGCCCCAUCCCUAAAUGUGCCCUUUCCACUGCCUUUCCAGCUGAACCUUGUGCCUCUUUAGCAUAGCACAUCGGCCUGUUGUCUCAUAUCUUCGGCUUGGAAAUCUCUCAGUCUCUCUGCAGUGCGGUGCAUGCAGAUUUGCUCCAUAAAUACAGAUCUCAGUGAUGCACAACACCAUGUGCCAGUACCUUGGAGCCGUGGACACUAUUUGUAACGGGCUAGGCACUUUACAAUAAACCGUUGGCGUACCGUU
Malaclemys terrapin pileata is the source of this 3414-nucleotide messenger RNA. It is a transcript of the gene ELMOD3, whose product is annotated as ELMO domain containing 3. The record is from RefSeq and is a predicted model, not a curated record. The coding region runs from base 65 to 1183 and encodes 372 amino acids. NCBI's taxonomy places the organism in Eukaryota, Metazoa, Chordata, Testudines, Emydidae. The transcript is spliced from 11 exons.